AUGGCGAGAACUCGAACUACAAUUGCUGCAACUCAAUUGACAAAGCCGGAAUCUUCAACGAAACAUCAAGCACGUGCUCAGUCAGCGGCAGCUUCUGUGAAACACGAAUCUUUCAUGAAUGGCUCGACUUCAGUUUACAUUGAACAAAUGUACGCGGCUGGCAAGAAGACCCAAAUUCGGUUCAUAAGUCGUGGGAUGCUCCAAUCAAUCUCCGAUCAUUUGAAGAUUCAACUCUUGAUCCGUUCCUAUCAGAUGCGUGGACACAAUGUUGCCGACCUCGAUCCACUUGGAAUUAACAGCGCUGACCUUGACGAUACUGUUCCACCCGAAUUGGAGCUUUCCUUCUACGGGUUGAAUGAAAACGAUCUUGAAAGAGACUUUGUGCUCCCGCCUUCAACCUACAUUGGAGGAUCGCAAACGAGCAUGAAACUCAAGGACAUCAUUGACCGAUUAAAGGACAUUUACUGUCUCCGAACUGGUGUAGAAUAUAUGCACUUGACGAAUUACGAACAACAAGACUGGAUCCGACGUCGUUUCGAAGCUCCACGAGUUACUGAACUUUCACGAGAUCAGAAAAAGGUUCUCUUCAAACGGCUUAUUCGAUCAACGAAAUUCGAGGAGUUCUUAGCGAAGAAAUGGCCUAGUGAGAAACGAUUCGGACUCGAGGGUUGCGAAGUGUUGAUCCCGGCCAUCAAACAAGUGAUUGAUUCUUCAUCUUCUCUUGGCGUCGACUCAUUCGUCAUUGGAAUGCCACAUAGAGGUCGUUUGAAUGUGCUCGCCAAUGUUUGCAGACAACCACUUGCCACCAUCUUGUCUCAAUUUGCAACUCUUGAACCAGCUGAUGAGGGUCUGAAGAAUAUCAAGAUCGCAGUUGUGGCAAAUCCAUCUCACUUGGAGGCUGUGGAUCCUGUUGUUUUGGGCAAAGUUCGUGCCGAAGCCUUCUACUCUGGGGACCACAAAUGCGAUCGUGCAAUGGCGAUCAUGUUGCACGGAGAUGCCGCCUUUGCAGGCCAAGGAGUCGUAUUGGAGACAUUUAACUUGGACGAUUUGCCAUCUUACACAACAAGUGGCUGCAUUCACAUUGUAGUCAACAAUCAAAUUGGAUUCACCACCGAUCCUCGAUCAUCUCGUUCAUCACCUUAUUGUACCGAUGUUGGUCGUGUUGUUGGAUGUCCGAUCUUCCACGUUAAUGCCGAUGAUCCAGAGGCUGUUAUGCACGUGUGUAACGUAGCUUCUGAUUGGCGUAAGACAUUCAAGAAGGAUGUUAUUAUCGAUUUGGUCUGCUAUCGAAAAUACGGGCACAACGAGUUGGACGAGCCGAUGUUCACCCAGCCUCUCAUGUAUCAAAAGAUCAAGAAACAUAAGCCGGUUUUGGAACUCUACCAACAGAAAAUUCUGAAAGAAAGCGUCGCUGAUGAGCAAUAUGUCAAGGACGAAUUAACCAAGUACGGACAAAUUCUUGAGGAUGCAUAUGAAAACGCUCAAAAGGUGACCUUUGUCAGAAACCGUGAUUGGUUGGACUCGCCAUGGGAUGAUUUCUUCAAGAAGAGGGAUCCAUUGAAGCUGCCUUCAACUGGAAUUGAAAGCGAGGUUUCGAACUUGAUCAUUGACAAAUUCUCAUCGUACCCUGAAGGAUUUAAUCUUCACAAAGGUCUUGAACGUACUUUGAAAGGACGACAACAAAUGCUGAAGGAUAAUUCGGUUGAUUGGGCGGUUGGAGAGGCCCUUGCUUUUGGAUCACUCCUCAUCGAGGGUAUUCAUGUUAGAUUGAGUGGUCAAGAUGUGGAGCGCGGAACCUUCUCGCACAGACAUCACGUGCUUCAUGAUCAAAAGGUCGACCAGAGGGUCUACAAUCCGUUGAACGAUCUUCGUGAAGGACAAGCUGAGUACACUGUGUGCAACUCCUCGCUCUCUGAAUACGCUGUCCUUGGUUUCGAACUUGGCUACUCAAUGGUCGAUCCAAACUCAUUGGUCAUCUGGGAGGCUCAAUUCGGAGAUUUCUCGAACACCGCGCAAUGUAUCAUCGAUCAAUUUGUGAGCAGUGGACAGAGCAAAUGGAUUCGACAAUCUGGAUUGGUGAUGCUCUUACCACACGGUUAUGAAGGAAUGGGACCAGAACACUCGUCGGCCCGCCCCGAACGUUUUCUUCAAAUGUGUAACGAAGAUGAUCAAAUUGAUUUGGACAAAGUUGCAUUUGGACCCACUUUCGAAGCUCAGCAGCUCCACGACACAAAUUGGAUCGUUGCUAACUGCACCAACCCAGCAAACAUCUACCAUCUUUUGAGGCGUCAAGUUCUCAAUGCCAUUCCG
This is a messenger RNA of Mesorhabditis belari, 2310 nucleotides long. The record is from the annotation of a GenBank genome assembly. NCBI's taxonomy places the organism in Eukaryota, Metazoa, Nematoda, Chromadorea, Rhabditida, Rhabditidae.